This is a messenger RNA of Arabidopsis thaliana (thale cress), 123 nucleotides long. RefSeq lists its product as uncharacterized. The transcript has a single exon. The coding region runs from base 1 to 123 and encodes 40 amino acids. The record is from RefSeq and is marked reviewed. Lineage: Eukaryota; Viridiplantae; Streptophyta; Magnoliopsida; Brassicales; Brassicaceae.
AUGCCGCAAAAGCACCAACUCUGGCAUCAUAUCCCGAAGAUAGUCAUUUCAGUCUGUUGGGCAGCGUUUUAUAGAAGUGACGGAAGCCAACCGACUGACUUGCAGCUGCCAGUGUCCGCCUGA